Monopterus albus (swamp eel) is the source of this 2731-nucleotide messenger RNA. RefSeq names its product surfeit 4, like (gene surf4l). The transcript is spliced from 5 exons. Gene Ontology annotation, biological process: Golgi organization. Gene Ontology annotation, cellular component: membrane; endoplasmic reticulum; endoplasmic reticulum-Golgi intermediate compartment. Bases 724 to 1341 code for a protein of 205 amino acids. NCBI's taxonomy places the organism in Eukaryota, Metazoa, Chordata, Actinopteri, Synbranchiformes, Synbranchidae. The record is from RefSeq and is a predicted model, not a curated record.
AAAUCGCUUUAGUUGCAACAGGUACGUUAGUGACGUCACUGCGUACCAGACUCGGGUCGCACCGUCUGUAGCUUACGUUACCGCCGCUGCUCCGGCGUUUGCGUGGCUUGACAACAGCAGAACCGGCGUGUUAUGUUGUGAAGUAUCUUUCAGGAACGUUUUUCUGAGGCUCGUGUUUGAGCCGCAGCUGAAGGAACAAACCGGCCGAGUUAUUUUAGCUGUCAUCCAGCUGCAGGUGUGAUCCUGCAGAUGUUCGCUGUCCGCCCGCGGCGGGAGAAUCAAGCAGCAGCUGUUUUCUCCAACAACUUGUUACACGUUUCCAGGUUCGAGGACGUACAGCUUUUCUCACUGGUACAGACAGUGUCUGCUGUAUAGAACUUCUAAACCUAACCACGAUGUGAAGAGCCAACAACUUGUGCACAGUGCUGCGUCUGUCACAAACAGCUGCACGUGCACUGUGCUGCCUCACAGGGUGCACAUUUGUUUUUUUUUUACUGAGAAUGUUUGUCAGCUGCAGCCUCAGUGUUGCACCAGGCCCGGUGUUGCCCCCGACAGCACACAUCUCCAUGUGACUGAACUGCAGCUUACGUGCAACUCCACGACACUUCGCCAUGUGGACUGGGGAACACGGGGAUCAAACCACUGACCCUCUGUUCCUGCGGCUCACCAAGCACUACCUCCCCCACGUGGCCCGGCUCUGUCUGGUUAGCACCUUCCUGGAGGAUGGGGUCCGGAUGUGGUUCCAGUGGGGGGAGCAGAGCGAGUACAUCGACUCCACGUGGAGCUGCGGACACUUCCUGGCCAACGCCUUCGUCUUGCUCAACCUGCUGGGGCAGCUGGACGGUGGCCUACAGCAUCCUGUGGGACCUCAAGUUCCUAAUGAGGAACCUGGCGCUGGGUGGAGGCCUGCUCCUCCUACUGGCUGAGUGCAGGGAGGAGGCUCGCAGCAUGUUUGCAGGAGUCCCUUCUCUCGGUCACCACAGUUCUCCGAAGCACCUCCUGCAGCUGGGAGGAAGAGUCCUCCUCGUCCUCAUGUUCAUGACGCUGCUGCACUUCGACCUCAGCCUGUUCACUUUCCUGCAGAACCUGGUGGGCACGGCACUGAUUGUCCUGGUGGCGGUGGGCUUCAAGACGAAGCUGGCGGCUCUGACUCUGGUGGCCUGGCUGCUCUGCAUUAACUUCACCUUCAACGCCUUCUGGACCAUCCCCUCCUACAAGCCCAUGCACGACUUCCUCAAGUAUGACUUCUUCCAGACCACGUCGGUGAUCGGAGGCCUGCUGCUGGUGGUGGCUCUGGGUCCUGGGGGGGUCUCUAUGGAUGAGAAGAAGAAGGAGUGGUGAGGGGGGUGAGCAAAGACUGAGGAAAGAUGGGCCAGUGUAUCAUCAUUUAUUCUGUUACUCCUUUCAUCCUGGAAAAUAAAAGUGUCAAGGUUUCAUUUUUAGGGGCAUCCUAGAUGGGGCAUGGUUUGUUUCAAUCCCACCUUAUCCCAGUGCUCCCAGACAAAUGGGGGGUGGGGGGGCCAGCAGACGGCAGGCUGCUCCUUCAUUUCUCCUCAUUAUGGUUAAUAACGUGUUGCUCCGAUUCCUGUCUUCUCACAUUUUUACCUCACAUCUUACGUGGGCUGGACUGAGAUGCUAUGUAAAAAGCGUAAGUGAAGGAAACAUGAAUGCAGCUGAGGGAAUCGGGAUUUGCCCGGUGUCUGAGGCAUCACACAUCGAACUUGUCAGUGUUUCUGUUGCUGCCGACUGUAGAGUCUAAGAGCAAACACUGAACAGAAUGUGAAUUACAGAGCUGAUAAGUGCUUUGGCAGCAGAGCCUCAUGAGGCAAAUGUUUUUUACCACUGUGCAAAGUGACAAUUAGAACUGAGCUCGUUCUCUUAUACAGGGCGCUGUCGAGAGGACUUGAGCAAACGUGUUUAAGAGACACGAGACGUCCUUUCCUCCGCCACUGCAUCUGAAGCAUCUGGUGACCAUGUGGUUUCUGAUAAAGGGGCGUGUCUGACCAUAAAAUCCUCCAGCAGCCUCCUCACAUGUUGGAGCUGAAACAAGACCAAAACAGCUUCUGGACUGAGCGAGGCCCAGUCUCAUGUCUACAAGGAGUUGUGGUCGAAACCUUCCCCUAUGAAACAGGUUGACCCUUGACCUCUGCGUCAUCAGUGGUUAAUGACGAUGGUUAAGAAAAGAGACGUGACGAGUGUCAGAAGUGUUGAAUGAUGUGAUGGUGUCUUCAGCUCUGGUGGUUUCUCUUAUGUGGCCUCUGAGCAUCGGUUUGAUUUUCAGCAGCAAAUAAAAAUGGAGGGAUGUGUCUGGUGUGUAGCAUCAACCGCAGAUAAGGGGCCAUGUCGGGUGGAGUUGCAUUCAGUGAGGUAACUGUUCUAGGGUGAAGUGUCAGUAUGAGCAUGUUGCUGAUUUGUUUGGCAUCUAAACUAAAAACUUCUGGUUAUUUUAUCCAGAAGGCCUCUCCCAAUAGGGUUUCCUCAAACUUGGCUGAUUGGUGUCAAGUCCAGGUGGCUUCACACCAGCUCAUGCACAAACCCCACAGAUCUGAGUUAUUUUCUGGGUUUGUUGUUUGUUCGUGUCCACGUGUAAACAGGAAACACCUCUUUGUGUUGACCUUAGAUCAACCAGUCUCAAACGACUUGUCUUCCAGAAUGAAAGGAGUGAUUGAUGACACACACACUUUCUAUUUAUUUUUUUCACCUUUUCUAACCCCCCACCCCCCCCCAACCA